AUUUGCAAAAACCUAAACUGACGAAAGAAAACAAACAACAAAAUACUUAAAACCUUUUAAAAUUAAAAUAAUUUCCUCAAAAUGGUACACAAAAUGGAAUGGUAUGUAGGCACCGAAUGGAAACUCGAACGCAAAGGUUUAUACAAAAAAGUGCAGGCGCUGGAAUUUACAAAAGUAGAAAAGCCCCAUCAAGUGGCUAAAGUGAUUAUUAAUGUUGAAAAAGUGGAGAAUCUCAAGGACAGGGAGACUCAAUGGUUAGAUGCAAACACUCUAAACAAAGAUCAAAUUAUGGAAAUGGGCAGUGCACUCACGCCAAUUGAUUAUUAUUUGGAAAUCUUGGUGCAGCAAAUGAUGUUGGGUGAAACUGCAGAGUGUACCAUAAAAACUAAAACUCCCGGAGAGGACGUAAAAAUAGUCUUAACUUUACAGGAAAUAAAACAAACCAAAGGCAUACAACAGUUAACCGUACCAGAAAUGUAUGAAUUGGCUUCUAAAUACAAAGAGAAUGGAGUGAAAAUGUUCAAAAAAUAUCCCAUAUUCGCCCAUGAAUACUUUGCCAAAGCGGCCAAGUGUUUAAUAUCCUAUAAGAAUUUCGAGGGUUUAACCAAAAAACGAGAUGGUGUAGCUGGCAAAGAUAUGCAAGAGCUAUUCAUACAAAUACAAACCAAUUUGGCUGCUUGUCUACUCAAUGAAAAACGUUACGAUGAUGUACUGUAUCAAACCAGCUUUGUGGACACUUUGAAUGCGCCCUCGGAGAAAAGUAUUUAUCGUCGUGCCAUGGCCUAUUAUCACAUGCACGAAUAUGAAUUAGCCCAAAAGACCAUAGAGAAAGUCGUUGAUUUUAAGGAUAAAAAAGAAUUUGCCAAUUUGUAUCAGAAGACAAAAGAUAGUUGGAAGAACAGUAAUGCCCAAUACAAGGGUAUGGUACAAAAAAUGUUUGGUUAAAUGAAACUUUCAAAAAUUUAUUUACAUAAAUAUUUGUAUUUAUAAUAAAAAAACUAAAUUUAAGUGAUAAAA
Messenger RNA from Lucilia cuprina (Australian sheep blowfly), 1017 nucleotides. RefSeq names its product peptidyl-prolyl cis-trans isomerase CPR6 (gene Bdbt). NCBI's taxonomy places the organism in Eukaryota, Metazoa, Arthropoda, Insecta, Diptera, Calliphoridae. Bases 82 to 945 code for a protein of 287 amino acids. The record is from RefSeq and is a predicted model, not a curated record. Gene Ontology annotation, molecular function: protein binding. The transcript has a single exon.